Caenorhabditis sp. 36 PRJEB53466 is the source of this 982-nucleotide messenger RNA. NCBI's taxonomy places the organism in Eukaryota, Metazoa, Nematoda, Chromadorea, Rhabditida, Rhabditidae. The record is from the annotation of a GenBank genome assembly.
AUGAGCGACCCGUGCGAGUGCUUCUUCGACCACGAAACCGCCAUGCAGAGACUUCUCGCCAUGGUAUUGCAAAAUCUGUUUUGACGCACUUGCACGAAUCCGAUUGGAUCGUAACUUUGCAGGCUUUUUGGAAUUGGAUGGAAGUAUUCUGGGUCCAAGUUUCAAACCGAUUGGAUCGUCUCGACUCGAGAUACGCAAUUUUCGCGAAAACUCGGCCUUUUCGGCCUCUGCUCCACAUAUCUCGAGACCAAAUGAUCCGAUCGGUCUGAAACUUGGGCCCAAUAUACUUCAACCCGCGUCCUAAAAGCCUGCAAAGUUUGGCCUCGAUCAGAUUACUGCAAGUGGGUAAAAACUCCACCGAAACUUGCCCAGCCCUGCCUAGAAGACAAUGAAUUCCAAAAAAAUAACCCUCUAUUUUUUCAGCUGCGAAACUCGCAGGCGGACUGCACAGACACGGGAUGCGACACGGACAACCUGAGCCGCGAGGGCGGAUCCGCGAUGUUCCUGUGGAGCCUUUUGUGGACGUUCAUGGCGAUGGCCCUCUACGUGAUGCGCCCCAAUUCGAUGCGGUCCGGCACGCGCAACGCCGAGACGGCCAGCGAGAAACCGAUCGGCGGAGCCAGCGGAGGAGGAGCCGACAAUGUGAGCGAAAUUUUCAUAAAUUUUUCAAUUCUCCCAAUUUUCUCUCGAAAUUCCACAGUCUGACCGGUCAAUUUCAUCCCGAAUACACUUUUCUUAUCGGAAAAAAAGACAAGUCAGCAAAAACGGUUACAUUGCAAUCAUUCUCUCGAUUUUGCUCGUAAAAUCCGCCUGGAACACGGACUUUUAUGAUUUGUGAAUGAAUUUGCGAUAAAAAUGUGUGGUGCUGAUUUUUGAGCUCUAAAAAUUGGGAAAAUGGGUGAGAGGGGUUUGAAAAUCGAAAACAGUUCAAAACUUACAGGACGACACUCCGCCGCCGCCGCCACCGCCUUCCGCCUUUUGA